AUGCCUUCCACGGAUGCCAUUCAGAAAUGCUGUGUUUACUUUCUAGCGGUUACUUACUUUUGUAUUCUUGUGUUGUCGCUUUGGACAUCAAAAUAUUCGAUAAUACCGUAUGUGAGCAAGUAUGUCGCUAAUAUUACAACGAAGCCACGAAGUUUAAUUAAUCGGUUACAGCUCCAUAGCAAACCAACCGAGUCUUAUCUGAAGUCAGACAAACGUGGAUACGUUGCUCUUGUGUACAGUGGUACUGCUCGAAGUUUUAGUGGAAAUUUUCUCAGUCACAUUGUUAAUCUCAUGGCUGGAUGCCCAUAUACUGUACAUUUAUUUCUUCAUACAUAUACGAAUGACAAUCGUUUUUCUCAAGAUGUAAAUCAUUCUGACUACGCUAGUUAUUUAUCAGUCAAUACAACUCUUGAAUACUACAAAGGCUAUGUUAAUCUCGAUAAUGAACAGGUCUUAUUUCAGAAUAUUGUGAAAGCAAAUGUAUUUGAAUACUUACCUUUAACAGCCCUACGAGACAACUAUAAAGAUACGUACAAUAUCUCCAUUAAUCGUUUUCCGGGUCAUCCACCAAUCCCAUCGAUUUAUUAUAUGUGGCACAGUCAACUGCGUAGUGAGGAGCUUCGUCAAAAGUACAUAGCUGCAUCCGGUAUUGACUACAAAUGGACAUUUAGAAUGCGUCACGAUGCAGUCUAUUAUACUAACUGGUGGCAACGAGCUUUUAAUAUACAAGUUUAUAAUUCUUCGAAUCCCAUACACCAACGCAUGAAAGAGGAUGUUACUAGCGAUUGGGCCAUUCGUCCUACCCUUCUGUACGACAUGAUCUAUGAACCGAGGCUUCGAGCAGAUAAUAUACUGUAUGUCCCGUUUGGUUGGUCUUAUGGUGGUUAUAAUGAUCAGUUUGCUGCGAUGUCCUCCGUGAAUGCUAAGCACUAUUUUACUCGUAUAUUACAUGUACGUCGCAUGCUAAAUGAAGAGAAAGUUCAUUCCGAAACUUCAAUACGCUUGGUAGCCCGUUGGAAUAAUAUGACCGUAAAUAAUGUCGAUGGUACUAUUUGUUAUGAGAUAGUGCGUGCAUCUCUAGAGCCUAGUCUACAACUCAUGCAAAGUGAUCAAAGAUACCAGUCUUGUAGUUACAAAGGCAGUGGCAAAGAAGAUUGUAAACUUUUGUGUCCAGUUCUUAAAAAGAUCAACAAUGCUUUGCAUAAAAUGUUUCCUCAUGACAGUACACUUAUUAGAAGAGGCAUUAAAAUAGAUGAUGAUAAAAUCAAAUCGUUACUGAUAAAAUAUCUCUCUGUCAUAAAUUUGAAUAGAACGCUUCAAAUUCAUUACAAUGAUUCAUCCUUCUACUACGUUCACCUAUAUGUUAUUUCAAGGUACGCAAAUGAUCCUUGCUUAAUCACAACAUGGACGGCAGAUCAGACCAGAAAUUACCUACUGCAAUAUUUGCCAUUCAUUUUACGGACACGAGAAAGAAACAAAGUAGAGAUGUACAAGAGAUAUUUGACAUGUGGUGUAUUGGAUAUUAUAUGA
Molecule: messenger RNA, 1530 nt
Organism: Rotaria socialis
Lineage: Eukaryota; Metazoa; Rotifera; Eurotatoria; Philodinida; Philodinidae
Source: the annotation of a GenBank genome assembly